AUGGCCACUGUGAAGGUGACUGUGCAUGAAGCCCGGGAUCUUCCCAUUAUGGAUCGCACAACAGGACUUGCAGAUCCCUACGUUGUUGUUAAACUCAAUGAUCUUGAGUACACUACGGAGAUUGUACAUAUGUCUAGACAUCCCGUAUGGAAUAAAGUAUUUCGCUUAGAUACAGCAGAUCUACUCAUCCUGCAAGAGGAUCCACUGGAGGUGCGAUUGUAUGAUCAUGAUAUUAUCAGUAGAGAUGAUAUUAUUGGACUCACUUUUCUGGAUUGUAAUUCUAUGGUUUUACAGAGUAAUCCAGCCAUGAGUGGAUGGUUUCCUCUCUUUGAUACCAGUGCAGAUGGAAUUCGAGGUGAAGUACGGCUUACAGUGAAGAUAAAAUUUCAUACCGCGGAGAAUCCAUUAGCACCGCGGCUUCCAAGAAGAUUAGUUCGUUUAUUACCACCAUUACAAGACUAUGAACAUCCUAAUCGUGGAGAUGAACCGCCAUCACCAAACUCUGUGCGAUUCUUUUCUUCAGGAGAUACAUUAGAACCUCUUCGAGCUACUCGAAUGCAGCAUCCCUCACUAACAGCAGAGGAUGAAGGUAUUUUGAUCUUCUCUGCAUGGAGAUUGGAUCCAGCUGUAUAUCGUGUGGAAUCCGUACUUACGAUGGUAGAGGAACUUAUUGUAAAAGCAGAUCCAGAACAUUCAAAGUUAACGAAUCUACGUAGUACCCGAACUACAAAUGAAGCUCGAAUUAUUCAAUUAUAUAAACUUAGUGGAAAAGUAAGACGACAAUUAGCUCGUAAAGUAGUGGAAAUGCAAUGUAAUGCUGUUCUUGGUUAUGUAGAGGAAUUUGAUAUGGAAUCUAAUGGUAUCAUUGUGCGUGCAUAUGGAACUCCCUGUGUAAUCUCUGCCGUAAAAUAUGUAAAACCAGAAAAAAUGGGUUCUUUCCUCCUUUCUUCCAAUACACAACAAACUCAAGGCGUACAGACGAGACCAGUGGAAACCCCAUCUGGAUGUUUAACACCCGCUCAUGGUUCCUUUGGUACACCUCAGCAUUUACCAACGAUGGGUGAUACUUCUACAGAGCAGAUGAUUGGUAGUACUACGAAUACGAAUACUAAUACUACUACAGGAAUAUCAAAAGGAAUGGUAAUGCCAAAAUUAACUCUACAAGAAGCUGUAUCAUCCACUACGAAUGAAGUCGAUACACAUGUGAUUACACAGCCAACUACUACUAAUACUAAUAAUACUACUACUGCUAAUAAUAAUAAUAAUAAUAAUAAUAAUAAUAAUAAUAAUAAUGGUAUGAACCCUGUUGGAUCAUCUAUUCCUACACCUUUAAAUCUUGGAGGGGCUGUACUUGAGAAUGCCACGGCUCCCUUAAUAAAUAAUGAGUCUAGUGGGACAGAACUCCCACCAUCACAGCAAGCGACAACAGGAACACGUACAAAUGUUCUUAUUUUAACUCUUAAAGAUCUUCCAUCUGGAAUGAUUGAACAUAUUGGUGGUCAUAUUAGUGCUCAAUCGGUAAAAAUUGUAGCAAAAAUGAAAUCUAAACAAAUGAUUUCACAAGAACGUGAUGCUUGGUGGAUGGAAUUACGUGAAGAACUUAAAGCCAAUGCUCGUGCAUUUUAUUGUAAUGUCAUUCUUGGAUAUGAAGAAGUGGUUUUAUAUCAUGAAGAUGUAGCUGUUCUCUCACUUUUUGGAACUGCUGUAAAAUUAAAUCAUACCAUGCAUCCUCUUCGUGGUGGUCCUGAAUUUCUUUAUAGACAUGCUUUAAAACGUUUUACUUCACGUAAAAAUUGUUCAUCUAUUCAUUUAUUUGGAAAUUCUAUGCGUUUAGUCGAUAUUACAGGAGCCCUUGGAGAUUUCAUUACAUGUAAUCUUUGUCAUCAAAAAUCCGUUCCUGAGGUAUUAUUAGUAUCCUGUGCAAUGCCACAAGAUCUUACAUAUGAAGGAGAACCAAGACUUGUACAAGCUGUUGUAUCCAAGGCAAAAAGUGCUGUUCGUGGAGUAGAUCUUGCCCUUGCAGUUUCUCAAGCUCUUUCUUGUAUUGAAUAUUCAUUACAUAAACAAUUAUUAUUUAAUCUUAAAUUACAACGUUUAAAUGCUGUAUUUGGUCUUCGAGUGACCUUAUGUAUUACCUCUGAUGCUAUUAUAGGGACCAUGACAGGAACUGGGUGUUGUUUGGUAGGUCUUCCUAUUCCAUCCCUACCACGUGUUGAGAUAUUAGAUCCAUCUAUUCGUCAUCAUGAUGCCGUUAUUCGUUUAGAAGAUGUAGUAGCCCAACACGCACGAUCAAGACGACGUCAAGGUAAAAAUAAAAAUACAACCGAUACGCAAAGAAGUUCUUCCACAUCAUCGGAUUUAUCAGAACAUAGAGGAUAUGAAAAUAGUUCACCUGGUUCAUGGGGAGGAGGUGAUAUAUUUUCUUCAGAUUCUGAUAAUGAACAAGGAUUACCAGGAUUUGGAAAAUGUGGUAGAGUUAGUGAUUAUGUGGUAAAAAUUGAUGAUGAGGAAGAAGCUGAAAUAAUGCUUGGAAUGAUUGGAGAAUUAACAUUUGAAGAUAGUAUACUUCUUACUGUACCAUAUGUACCAGAUUGCGCAAAUGCAUUUGGAUCACAAGAACGUGUUUUAUUAAAUCGACGUUUUAUUAUUAAUAGAAUGUAUAAUGGUUCUAUUUCUACAGGAACUGUAAAUAAAUGUUUUGCAGAAGCUAAACGUGCCUUUGUUCAAGCUGUUUGUCGAGUAGCAUUACGUCGUCAUCAUCAUCCACUAGAACGAUUACGAGUAAUGAAUUUUUCAUUUGGUUUAUUCUUUGAACCUAAUUCUGGUGCCAUGCAAUUACGAUUAGAAGGUUGUCUCAUGACGAGUACUGCCCCAAAACGUUUAUGUUUGGAAGAAUUGGAAGAGAAAUCCUUUAGAGAGUGUUUACGAUAUGUGGAAGGAGAUCCCCGUCCGGUUCCAUUGACGCAUAAUAGUCUUGGAGGAUCUACACCAAAGUAUGCUGUGCCGAUAGAAUGUAAUAACGCACUUCGAGCUUCUGUUUGUAGUGCUCGUACAACGGAUGUGAGUAGCACCUCUGGAGGUAUUGGAGGUGGAGGAGGAGGAGGAGGAGGAACUGCUGGUGGAGUUAAUCACAUUGAAAAGGAUAUUGUCCAUCAAGUGGAACGUAGUGUAUUUGUAAAAAGUAAUGCCCCUUAUGCCCUUCCAUUUGUAUUUAAACGAGAUAUCCCACCACCGUAUUUAUGGUCAGAAAUGGAGGCGAGUGCGGCGGCAGCGGCGGCUUCGGCGACGACUUCCACCUCCGCCCUGGCGAGUGUGAGUGGGGGCUAUAGAGAUAACUGGGCCCGGCCUGGAAUGGUGGAAAGGCAAUGGCAGGCCCUCACUUCUCUCGCCUCCACCGCUAUUCGUAAUUUAAUGGAAAAGACGGGAGUGACUGCAGAUGCGAAGAGUGGUGUGGUGGAUGGUCGGCAUCGUGAGAGUGGAAUGACAUUAGAGUCCUCUGCAGGUGGAGGACCCAUGUUACAUCAACCAGCGCGACGACUACCAACAGACUGGAAUUUAUUUGAGGCAAAUGAAACCGAAGUUAUCUUUACUCCAUUGGAUUUUGUAGCAGGGAAGGCAAUUGUACGAUAUGUGGGUCGUCUUUCUCAACAUUUUAUCCGUGAAGAUUAUGGUAUAGAUACCUCAAAUGAUCUUGGUGUCUUUUUUCAACGAACAGAUUUUGAAAUGCAAUGCAUGGUUCAGGCAAUGGUGCGAUUAAUGGGAGGCGAUGCACUCUUAAAACAUCGUGUGACUUAUCAUGAAGUGUGGGAUUCCGAUGGAUCGGGAUGUGCAUCUGUGUUUGUUACCGUAACUGGAGAUGUGGUCCAGACAAGUACACUUCCAUUAGUUCCACUUGUUUCAAGUAAAGGUAACGAUCAUGAUAGCAGCGAAAAUGAUGAGGAUCACUCUCAUUAA
This is a messenger RNA of Trypanosoma theileri, 3954 nucleotides long. RefSeq names its product putative C2 domain protein. The coding region runs from base 1 to 3954 and encodes 1317 amino acids. The transcript has a single exon. The record is from RefSeq and is a predicted model, not a curated record. NCBI's taxonomy places the organism in Eukaryota, Euglenozoa, Kinetoplastea, Trypanosomatida, Trypanosomatidae. Gene Ontology annotation, biological process: protein localization to plasma membrane; positive regulation of D-glucose transmembrane transport; positive regulation of vesicle fusion. Gene Ontology annotation, molecular function: calcium-dependent phospholipid binding; calcium ion binding. Gene Ontology annotation, cellular component: plasma membrane.